This is a messenger RNA of Erythranthe guttata (spotted monkey flower), 1315 nucleotides long. Its product is annotated as 2-oxoglutarate-dependent dioxygenase 19. The record is from RefSeq and is a predicted model, not a curated record. Lineage: Eukaryota; Viridiplantae; Streptophyta; Magnoliopsida; Lamiales; Phrymaceae.
UAAUAAUUGAACUGUGUCAAAAUAACCACAAACAUUAUCCACCCCACAAAUUCAACAAGUGAUCAAAAUUACACACACACGCGCGCGAAAGAUGACAGCAUCACCACCACUCCUCCGCCAUAACUCAGCCGCCGCAACUCCUCUGCCACCGCCACCCACCAUAACAUGUGUAAAAAAGCUAGCAGAAUCACCGGAACUCAACUCCAUCCCAUCCAACUACGCCUACAACACAGAAACCACCGGAUCAAACGAAUCAAUCCCCACCGUCGAUCUCUCUCUUCUCACUUCCCAAAACCCUAAUCUCAAGUCCAAAGCCAUCAACGACCUCGAAAUCGCCUGUCAGGAUUGGGGCUUCUUCAUGGUAGUGAAUCAUGGAAUACCAGAAGAGUUGAUGAAGGGUAUGCUUGAGGUAGUUAAUGAAUUCUUCGAUUUGUCGGAGGAAGAGAAACCGGAAUUCCAGCCGAAGAAUGUUCUAGAACCUAUUAGAUAUGGGACAAGCUUUAAUACUGAGAAAGAGAAGGUUUUUUGCUGGAGGGAUUUCUUGAAGGUUUUUGUGCAUCCUCAGUUUCAUUGUCCGAAUAAACCCGAGUCCCUCAGAGGGCUAUUAACGGAAUACUGUGAAAGAAGUAGAGAAGUGGUGACGAAAUUGUUGAAAGGAAUAUCAGAAACCCUGGGUUUGGAAGAAACUGAAGUGGAAAACGCCUUUAACAUGAGCUCGAGUUUACGGAUUUUCAUUGCGAAUCUGUACCCGCGUUGCCCGAAUCCCGAUUCUGCCCUCGGAAUGCCACCUCAUUCGGACCAUGGCCUUUUAACACUUGUCAUACAAAAUGGAGUUGGAGGAUUGCAAAUUCAACACAAGGGUGUGUGGGUCAAUGUCAAUGCUAUCCCUAAUUCAAUCUUGGUCAACACUGCUGAUCAACUUGAGAUAUUUAGCAAUGGGAAGUACAAGAGUGUUUUGCAUAGAGUGGUGGUGAACAAUGAAAAGACAAGGAUUUCAAUUGCGAUGGCCAACGGUCCGUCGGGCGACACGGUUGUGGGCCCGGCUCCAAAGCUUCUGGAAAAACGAGGGUGUGUUUCAUCGUACGCUCCGAUGAAGUACAAGGAUUAUAUAUUGUCACAACAGAGUAACCAACUCAAGUGCAAGUCCAUCUUGGAGCAACUUCAAAUUCAUGAAGAAGGCAAUUAGAAUUAAUGCCUUCCAACUAGUACUAUUUGAAAGAAUCAUAUCUUAUAUAGCAAGUUAUGUAUUUAAAAAAAAUAAAAAAUUAAAAAAACUUUUGUUUCGUCGUUGUUAAAUGAUCGCUUCGUCUAAAAA